AAAAUUCCGGGGAUAUAAUUGUUUUUAAAACUUAAUUUCUUUAGAUUUUCCUUCCGAAACUUAACAACAUGUCAAAGAGACGCAUUGAAGUCGGUGAGACAUACUCAAGUAAACAGAAAAAGGGAGACGAGAUGGCCUCGACAUCAUCCUCAUCCACGGUGGCUGGUAGUACAUCACUUGGUCCGGUUACGGCACCCAAACAACCUGGUUCCAUGAAUCCCUUCACAUUGCGGCCGUAUUCACAGCGUUUCCAUCAGUUGUACAAGAAGCGAAUCACAUUGCCUGUUUUCGAAUAUCAAACUGAUUUCAUGCGUCUGCUGAACAAUCAUCAGUGUAUCGUGUUGGUGGGUGAGACAGGUUCCGGCAAAACAACACAGAUACCACAAUGGUGUGUUGAUUAUGCCGUAUCGAAGGGUAAGAAGGGUGUCUCGUGUACACAACCACGUCGUGUGGCUGCUAUGUCUGUGGCACAACGUGUCUCCGAAGAAAUGGAUGUCAACCUGGGUGAAGAAGUCGGUUAUUCUAUUCGUUUUGAGGACUGUUCUUCGCCAAAGACUUUGCUCAAGUACAUGACAGACGGUAUGUUGCUGCGAGAAGCCAUGUCCGAUCCUAUGUUGGAACAAUAUCAGGUGAUAUUGUUGGAUGAGGCUCACGAAAGGACAUUGGCUACCGAUAUUCUGAUGGGUGUACUCAAAGAGGUUAUUCGUCAGCGUAGUGAUUUAAAAUUAGUUGUGAUGUCUGCCACACUGGAUGCUGGUAAAUUCCAGCAAUACUUUGACAAUGCUCCACUUAUGAAUGUCCCAGGUCGUACACAUCCUGUAGAGAUAUUCUACACACCCGAACCGGAACGUGAUUAUUUAGAGGCAGCCAUACGUACUGUGAUUCAAAUUCAUAUGUGUGAGGAGAUCGAAGGUGAUAUUCUGAUGUUCUUAACGGGUCAGGAGGAAAUCGAAGAGGCUUGUAAACGUAUAAAACGUGAAGUGGAUAAUUUGGGUUCGGACAUAGGGGAACUAAAAUGUAUACCAUUGUAUUCAACUUUACCACCAAAUCUACAGCAACGCAUUUUUGAACCAGCACCACCACCAAAUGCCAAUGGUGCUAUUGGACGUAAAGUUGUCGUCUCAACAAAUAUUGCAGAAACUUCACUGACCAUUGAUGGUGUGGUGUUCGUAAUUGAUCCUGGUUUUGCCAAGCAGAAGGUCUACAAUCCACGUAUUCGUGUUGAAAGUUUAUUGGUAUCACCCAUUUCGAAAGCUUCGGCUCAACAGAGAGCUGGUCGUGCCGGUCGUACAAAACCAGGCAAAUGUUUCCGACUCUACACCGAGAAGGCUUACAAGAAUGAAAUGCAAGAUAAUACAUAUCCGGAAAUUUUGAGAUCUAAUUUGGGCACCGUGGUCUUGCAGUUGAAAAAACUCGGUAUAGACGAUUUGGUCCAUUUCGAUUUCAUGGAUCCCCCAGCUCCCGAAACUUUAAUGCGUGCUUUGGAACUUCUCAAUUAUUUGGCUGCAUUGGAUGACGAUGGCAAUUUAACUGAUUUGGGUGCUGUUAUGUCAGAAUUUCCCUUGGAUCCUCAAUUGGCUAAAAUGCUUAUUGCCAGUUGCCAACACAAUUGUUCAAAUGAAAUUCUUUCUAUAACGGCUAUGCUGUCGGUACCACAAUGCUUUGUUAGACCAAAUGAGGCCAAAAAGGCAGCUGAUGAGGCUAAGAUGCGUUUUGCUCACAUCGAUGGUGAUCACUUGACUUUGCUGAAUGUUUAUCAUGCCUUUAAACAGAGCAGUGAAGAUCCCAAUUGGUGUUAUGAGAACUUUAUUAAUUUCCGUUCUCUUAAAUCGGCCGAUAAUGUACGACAACAAUUGGCUCGCAUUAUGGAUCGUUUCUGUUUGAAACGUAGCAGUACAGAAUUCACAUCCAAGGAUUAUUAUGUGAAUAUACGCAAAGCCUUGGUACAAGGAUUCUUUAUGCAGGUGGCCCAUUUGGAACGUACCGGCCAUUAUCUGACCAUUAAAGAUAAUCAAGUUGUACAAUUACAUCCCUCAACAUGUUUGGAUCAUAAACCCGAUUGGGUUAUAUACAAUGAAUUUGUAUUGACCACCAAGAAUUAUAUACGUACCGUUACAGAUGUUAAACCCGAAUGGUUAUUAACACUGGCUCCCCAAUAUUAUGACUUAAACAAUUUCCCUCAAUGUGAGGCUAAACGACAAUUGGAAAUGCUACAACAACGUUUGGAAUCGAAACAAUAUCAAAAGGGAUUUUAAAAAGUU
Messenger RNA from Musca vetustissima, 2261 nucleotides. RefSeq names its product ATP-dependent RNA helicase DHX15 homolog (gene Dhx15). The record is from RefSeq and is a predicted model, not a curated record. The transcript has 6 exons. Gene Ontology annotation, molecular function: RNA helicase activity; ATP binding; RNA binding. The coding region runs from base 69 to 2255 and encodes 728 amino acids. Gene Ontology annotation, cellular component: spliceosomal complex; intracellular anatomical structure. Lineage: Eukaryota; Metazoa; Arthropoda; Insecta; Diptera; Muscidae.